Molecule: messenger RNA, 13006 nt
Organism: Schistosoma haematobium
Lineage: Eukaryota; Metazoa; Platyhelminthes; Trematoda; Strigeidida; Schistosomatidae
Product: Deoxynucleotidyltransferase terminal-interacting protein 1, variant 2
Exons: 7
Coding region: 2242-3996 (584 amino acids)
Cellular component (GO): nucleus
Molecular function (GO): DNA binding; nucleosome binding
Source: RefSeq, a predicted model, not a curated record
CGCAUAUGUAUUUGGUGCCUUCUUGUACCAAUAUCUAUGUGUUAAAAUAAAUAAAUUAUAAAAAAAUAAUCAUCACAUUGAAUCAGGACGGAAGUAAUGUUGAACAAAACUCAUAAUGAGUAAAUCAAUUGAAUUUUGACUUUUCUUUCCAUAUUAUCAAUUAUGAAUGAUGAUGAAACUGGUUCGAAGCUGAUCACAACCACACAAAGCCUUUAUCUAUAAUGUUUUUUCUCUAACCAAUGAAUCGCAUUGUUCUGUUCCCGUAUUCUCUGUUAAUUUCAUCCAAAAAAAUCUUUUUUUAUUUCUAAUCUCUAUUGUAUUUUCUUUUAAAACCGUUAACUAGUGUACACCAUUGAAUGUUUAUUAAUUUUAUUUCUGUUUAUUUGAGCUUUUUUUAUCCUCAGUAAGUUUAAAAGUUGUACCACAGACAGAUGAUUGACAUGUAUCAAAAUAUAAACUAAUUACUUCAGUUCGUCAGAUAUCAACAUGUGAUCAAUCACUGUGUAGUGGCCAAUGUUGUAUUUGUCUUUCCCUUUUGUGCUGAUCGAAUUCUGUCUAUCAGGUUUCUGACGAGCUUCAAGUAGCACGAAUUCUAGGUUCAGUAUUUCCUGUCGACUAUCUUUAACCAACUAACACCAAAACAUUGUGCACGUGAAAUCGAGUCACAUGGUAACUUGAUUGAUAAAAUUCGAUCAGUACUAAAGAACUAUGUUCAGGGUUUUUCUGUCGACUGCCUCUAGCCAUUUAACAUCACAUUUAAUCACCUGGCACGAAUAUGCAUUGGUUCAAAUUCCUUUAACCGUACAUCAGUAGUAUGAGAUAGGAAAUUAAUAAGAUAUAUAACAAAAAAGCCAAAAUAACAUUAGUAACAAUGAUAUUAAAAUUUAUAUGCGUGUUUUUCAAUAAGCGAUAAACCAGUUGAUAAGGUUUUGAAUCUUUACCGACCAUAAGACAACCUGUCUAUGUUCUUAGCUAAAGUUUUGCGUGAAAGUUGAAGGUAUUUGUACUAAGACUAGUCAUUAAUUUUUCUAAAACAUAUUCCGAAUCACAGACUUUUUCAUCUAGAUGAAGUACACAUUACAAACAAAAUAAAUGGUUAGAAGAGAUCAUUGAAUUCUGUAACUCGAAAUUAAUUACACUGAUCCAAACUACUGACACAUUUCUUCUCUUUAUGCUCCUAUCGGUCUUGUAUAUCAUUUUGUUAUUACUAUUAAUAUCGUCUGUUUUAUAUUUUUCUUGUAUGCUAUAGAGGUGGAUUGUAUAAAUAAACGAGAUUUCUAAUUGUUAAAAUAAGUAAAACUCUAUACUUUGAUAAACAGAUGUACACAAUGAUAUAUCUUAACCGAGUAGUGAUGGUUACUCACAUGACACAGUUAUUGAGUCGAAUGGCCGAAGAAACAAAUGAAUACUACUGGUAGUUAGAAGAAUAGAAUAUUUUGUCACAUAAAAUAAACAUCGUUAGAAUUCAUUAAAUGAUUGGAGGAUAUUACUUUUAAUGGUUACUCACUCUCCAGUAAAUUAAGAUCCGACUGUUAAACUGGAUUGAAACCUACCAUAUAACUGUACCCAUUUGUUUUUGCUUUUUGGGUUAUUGUGUAAGAGGACAUUGCGGAUACCAACGUUGUCAGACGCCACAUAUCCGAAAAGAAAUUCAACGAUUAUAAAACAAUGAACUAGUUAUUUGUAGUCUACAAAUCAUUUGUACAAUUUACGCAUGCACCCAUUGUAGGCUAUUAAUUAAAUUAUUGACUGAUUUAAGGGUAAGUUAAGAGAGUUAGGCUGAAACAUGGCAUCAUGUCAUAAAGUCAUAGACUGUUGGUUUUAGUCAUGCUAAUAUAUCAGUGUACUUAGUUCAGAGGGUGGUACUGUCCACGCAGUAGUCGCGAUCAGUGGUUGAAGAUCUCGGAUGGAAUGGCUCAAAAUCUUUGGCAAUAAUACAGAUAGAUUUAUCCAGUGUAUUCCUCAAGACAUUGGGUUUUUAUAUUAUUUUAUAUAUUUUUUAUUCAACCAAUUCAUUCCAUUUUUUGGUUCAUAUUCUCUACGUGUAGUCUUUUUUUAACGACUAUUUCAACUUAUUUUCUAUUCAUUUGGUUAAUUUCAAACUGGCUAUGCUAAUUUGAUUUGGCGACAUAGACUGAUCCCCACAUGUAUCUAUCUCAACUCUUACUUACUGUGGUUAUGACUACUGUCCGACUAAUAUUCACUUGGGAAUUUCAACAACCAUGGCCAUGAAAUUUACAAAUGAUCAGUAACCAUUUAAUCAAACAUACUGGACUAAUUUUAGAUGCAAAGUCAACUUUACGUUUAUUAAGAAAAUUCUUACAACCAUUCGUUAAUCGUGACUUUGAUCAGCUUAUGAAAAAGUAUAUGGAUGAUUUCAUUCUACUGGCUGUGAAUAAUAUUCGUGAUGUAUUAGGUGAACAAUCUGUGUCUGAAAGUGAUUUGACUAAAUUUCGUCAAAGUUUAAUCCAUCGGGCCGUCAUACGUUAUUUCCCUGAACGUCCUCAGAGGGAUUUUAUCAAUCACCAGGGUACUAGAAGUAAUCCUUCUCCAAAAACUGGGGAUAACAAACCCGAAAAGCAGAGUAUUCAGAAAUCAGAUUUGAUUAUGCAGUCGAAAAUAAAUUCAUUUAGUGCUUUUCCUUCGAAAUGGGCAGAUUCGAAACUACAUUCACGUAUUCCAACUCCUGAUUCAUUAGAGUCAUCCAUGUCUUUUAAUAACUCUCCUCAACUUUCACCGAUACCUAGCUCAGAUCCGAUCAGUUUCGAUAAAUCUUUUCUAUCUACUAAUGAUAUUCCAAAUCCAACUGUUGACAAAACCUUUCAAACUGUAUAUUCACCUCUACACAAUCCAGUGGCCGGAGAUAAUGAAUCACAUUAUAGUUUAAGAAAUAUCUCUAAUAAUUCAUCACUUAGAAAUGUACGUAAAAGAUUGCAUCCAUCCAGUCGUUUGAAAAUUUCCCCGGUUUCCUAUGAUACAUCAACGUCUGACAAUAGUAAUAAUCUUUUAAUUAAUACUGAAUCAUUCACCGCCGCAGACUGUGAUAUUAAUAAUUUACAAGAAAAAUGUACCAGUUUACCAUUGUCUUCUCAUUCACCGUCAUCAGCUUCAUCAAGUUCUACGGUUGGAUUUUUCCGUGAUCCAUUUAGUUCAGAUAGUGAAGGGACAUUAAUUGACUCAUCAAAUAUCAAGUUAUCAGGACAAAGUAAUAAUACACAGAUCAAUAGAUCAUCAACUUAUGGAUUUCAUUAUUCACCUGGUUUAUCAUCAACUAUAAAAAAUAAUUCCAAUGCUCCAAUUCAUAGACUAAAAUCAAAAUCAUCAAGAGGUCGUAAAACUCCAUGGUGGGAUAGAACUCGCGGAAAAAAAUCCAAAUCCAAAGUUACUAAUAUUAGUAGCAACACUCAAUACGAUAAACAUAAUGAAAAUUUAACAGAUGAGAAGAAUUCACUAGUUGAAAAUGAUUAUCGACAAUUUAUCAACACACUGUCCAAUCAGUCCGUUACUUCAUCUGUAAUUUAUGCUAGCAACAAUAUCAGUAAUGAUCUGCAUAAUUCUAAUCAAAACAUCCACAAUAAUCGUAGUAAUGCACGUAAAAAUACGUCUUCACGUCUAUCUAGAAAAAAGUGCACUGCAAUAAAAAGCACUGUGAAUAAUUUUACCACCAAAAAUAGCAAUGUAACAAAGUUCACAUUUGAUCAAAAUACGCAUUUCGCACUGGGCUCAUCAGCAAAUACAUGGCUUGGUAUGGGUACUGCACGUGGUCGUAUUUACAGUAAACAUCCAGAAUUAUUUCGUUAUAUUUGUGAUAAUGAAGAUAAAGCAUGGCUUGUUCAAACUGGUCUCAUUAUUAGUCAUGGUGUCAAAGCAUAUUUAGUUCAUGCUGAACAAGUACAUCAAAUUGCUACACAACAAAUUAAUUCACAUUCAUCAAAAGCUGAUAUAGAAAAACUAAAAACCUUUAAACUACCUUAUUGGUUUCUACAAAAAGUAUGAAAUUAUUGGUAUUUUAUGUUGAUAAUGUAUGAAUCCUGAUUGUGUUAGAUAAAAGUUAGGGACGGCCACAAUAAAACGUGACAUCAGUACACAAAAUCAGUGACUGUUGGACUAAGUUGUGUAGGUAGAUUCAGACUACUUAAUUCGGGUCCAUAUGGCUAUUGCAACUAAUGUUUGGAGGAGACGUUGGGCAAUAUGACUCAAAGCGAGUCAAAAUAAUGUAAAUCAAUUCACUCUUUGUCUUUCCCUAAUUCUUUAGUCUUGGGCUUCUAAGGUGAUCACAUGCAUAAUUAAAUUUUACUAAGAAUACUGAAACCCCUUCAGAAACGAUAACUCGCGCAUUUUUUCUAAUUCAGUUUCCCACAUUACUUUCGCUUUCUGAUUGAUUGUUAUUGCUCUUAGUUCGUCAAAUUUCUGUAUGCUUGAAGGUCGUUUUGUACUGCUUGUCCUACCUCAAAUAUCAAGCUCCCUUCAAUCCGUCUUCUUUCUUUAUCGGCCAUCAGGUGUUGAUGUGGUUUGUAAAUUUCCUUUGUCGAAUUCAGAGAGUACCUAUCGUAUUAGAGUAGCUCAAUUGUUUUUCUCCAAAUCGUAGGACCGUACUAAACCCCGAUAACGCGAUAAAACAUAAACUUAUCUUAUACUCGUUAUUUCACGAUCUUAUCCUCACUUCCAAAAUCCUACUAUCUAUGUCCAACGUGUCCUAUUACUACUACUGUAAUCAACAAACACUUGGGUAAGGUGAACCAAAAUCACACAUUGGAUUUGUAAAAUUUGAAAACAAUACAUUAAAUACACUAUUUGCCUAUCUUCCCUGGUUUGACCCCUACAAACUCCAUCAUUCUUCUGUUCCUGUUGUUAUUUCGAUUGGUUUCUGUUUUCCUUUCUCUUCUCUUCGUUUUCCCCUUUUGUCCGUAAGAGUUCUACUUUGAGUUCUUAAUAUAUAAUACUUAUACUUGUCCGUACAAGCAGUACACACCAUACUACUACUAAUGAUAUCAUUAUGACUUGUAUUUGUGUUAAUAAUCUGAACUCUGAAUGCGCUGAUAUGAUUCGGUGAAUUGAGCCCAAAUACAUAUAUAUUUUACAAGUUCUACAUUGAUUAUGAUCGUCCGACCGAUAACCAGAUUUUACUUGAUCUAAAUUAUAUUUCUCAAUAUUUAUCGUUUUUUAUACUGUUAAACUAUUAAUGAUUAUUUUCCUGAGUUCAUUGUUACUAUAGUUUCAUCGGUGAUUCAUAUCAGUUAGUAUUUCCAACUUAUUCGAUCUAAGCAUUUUCGUUUCCAAAUUUUACUUUUUUUUAACUAGUAGUUAAAACUUAUUACUGGAAGCUUGAUCCAAUCAGUCGUUUGAAUAACGACUAAAGUAACUUAGCUUCUUGUUAAUUAGAUUUACUUCAACACCGUAGAUAUUAGUUAUAAAGACUAGAGUAAAUAGGUUUUUUGUCUUCAACUCAUUUAAUCUAACUGGUUAGAGAUUAUGUUAGAAUGAGAAGGGUAUUUCUUUAUUGUUCAUUUGCCGAAUACAAUUCUUCGUGAAAAAUUUGUUACAACUAAUUCAAUAAUUAUGAUGGUAUGUUUAUCCUUGAGCAGAAAACAAGUCAGUUAUACCAAAAAUGGUAGGCAUUUAAAAAAAACCAGUCAAUUGGAAAUGGGGAAAUACUUUUCUAUGAUAGAGACCAUUUCACUGUUCUGUCAACAUAUGAAAUGAUAAUUUAGAACAAUUCAAUGUUUAAUUAGUUCACUACUACAACUGUAAAAGUAAAAGAGCCAAAUAAGUCAACAGACCUUAUCGUAGAAAUUAGCAAAAUUAAAUCGCUUUUCUUGGGUUAAAUAUUUCCCUACCUUAAUUUCUAUUCCAAUACACUCAUAACUGAAAUUCUUUUAUAAUUCAAUCAUCAUUUACUCAUUCUGUUGUUUAUUCUAUAAAUCAAAAAAGGUUAAAACUGUCGCAUCACGUCAUUCAUUUUUCGUUCAUGUUAUAUCAACCGAACAAGAGUUCACGAAGAACGAAAUAGAAAAAAAUAAACAGAAUAAUUCAUCAGUUGAUGGACCAUUUCCUUCUCCUUUUAUACAAUCAUCAUCUUCGUCUAUAUCCCGACCAAAUAUUAGUCAAUCCAAAUCGAACAAUUCAAUAUCUUUGUCGAAUCCAAUGGAAAUCAAUCAUUGUACUACUCACAAUAUUAUUACUAAUAUACCAUCAUCUAGAAAAAUCCUAGUAUGUCUCUAUUUUAUUACAUUGUCAUGAAAUCAUCGGUAAUCAUUUUGAAUUGACACAUUGAAAUCUUAAGCUGUUCAAAUCCAUAUUGAAAAUUCCGUAGUCAAGUAAUAUCUGGUAGGACUCUUGAUGUGAACUAACAGUGUUAAAUCAAUAAAUAAUUAAAUAGGCAAGUGAAACUCAGUGAAUAGGUAAUUUCCGAAUUUGUGUAUCCAACAUUCGACUGACUACAAUGAAGCUGAUAUAAACUGUUUGAUUCAACAGUUGAUUAUUCUUGAUUUCUAUUAUAAUGGGGGUUUGUGGAGAUUGUAGUUGAAUUCAUGAGUCGAUCUAAGCUAGACCACCAUUGAAAACCUAGAAUCACUGAACGGCCGUUUCGUCCUAUUAUGGGACUCCUCAGCAGUGCGCAUUAACACAGUUGGAUUCCGGCUCAGUGGUCUAGAGGUUAAGUGUUCGCACGCGAGACUGAAGGUCCUGGGUUCUAGUCCCGUAUGUGGGAUCGCGAGUGAGCACUGCUGAGGAGACCCCUACUAGGAAGAAACGACCGUCCAAUGCUUCCAGGUUUUCAGUUGUGGUCUAGCUUAGACCGACUCAUUAAUUCAAUUAUUCUUGAUUUAACGAAAGUCCAAAUCGAACUUGCUUGUUUUUGUUAACAUGGAUAUAUAUAAUACUUCAUUUAUUCUCACCUGUCCAAUUUGUCAGAUUGAAGAUGAGAAGUGUGUUCCAGUUAUGUAAUUAUUCUACUUAGUUAUUGUUCAAACUUAAUCCCAAAGCCUUUUUUAGCUUUUGCAAUCUAUUUUUACUCCCAAUCAUAGUGUAAACUUGGUCUACCUCUGGUUAUUCUUAUGUAAAAAUCAACAGUGGCGAUUUUUUUUUUCAUGAUCAAUUAAUUCAAAUGAAAAUUUAAUGAUCCAAUCCCUUUUACCACUAUUCAACUCACAGAUACUAUAUAUUCUCAUUUUUUCUACGUCAGAUCGAAAAUGUCAUUAGGAUUUAGGUUGUUUCCGUGUCUGAAUAAAUUUCUGUUUUGAACAUUCACUACAUGCUUCCAUCUUGAAAAAGAAACUGAUUUUCCUAUUUAUAUAGAAAAUUAUAAGUAGAAAUUAGUCAAUUUCAUUGGAUUAGCUUUAUUGAUAACCUUAUAUGAAUGAAAAAUAACAAAUAUUAUGGGAUUGAUUAAAUUUAUUUCAUUUUUUUGGUGCUCUAAUUCUCCCACAAACUCACUGAUUUGUAUAAACAAUAAUAUGUUUUACAAUGCAAUUAUGUAUGUAACAUGUAUAAAGUCAUUUAUUUCACUAAUGAAAAAUGAUUUUAAUUAAUAUCCCUUUUUUAUAUAAAAUGAACUUGUAUGUUUGCGAAUUCAGCAAGAAAGAGAGAAUAUGACUUCAUCGUAUGUGCAGAUUUUUAAGAUUACAAUGGAUAGAUAGAUAGAAUGAUGAAAACGAUAGUAAUUACCAAAAAAUAACUCUAUAGUGAUCAUAAUAAUGAUAUAGUAGUUGAAGACGUCAUGAGAAAACGAAAUAAUAUUGAAAUGAUAGGACCAGUUGUAAUAACCAUUAAUUAGAAUUGAAAGUAUUGUAGUGAACAGAACACUGGUGGGGACAAUCGAACUGUAUUUAGCACAAAAUUACCGAGCUACUUGGUAAAAUAGAAAAACCAUAUAGUAAAUCGUUCAUUUGCAACAUAUCAAUCCAUUGUCUCACAUUUCAUUGUUCAUGCGUUUUCUUACAAAUUGCAUUGUGUUCCUGCUCUUCCUUUCUUGAUCUUCCUCCAUCUUCUGCUGCCAGACAUUACGUUUUUAACUCGCGUCAUAUACUACUUAUAUCAAUAUAAGUAGCACGCACCACAGUAUCACUAAACUAAACAGUGGAAGUAUUAUUGUAAGUAAAUAAAGAUAAAAUUAGUGAAAUAAAGCAAACUUUCGAAAAUGAGAGAAAUAAUAAAGGAAAAAUUAUCAGUUAAACGAUCAAUAUAACAGUGCCAAGUAAACUACAAGUUAUUUUGUACACAAAAUUGGGGUAGCAGCUGCCUCUGUAUGACAUGGAAAUUUGCCGUUAUUCCGUAUAUUUGUCGCUCAGAAUUUUCAUUGUGUGUCUUCCCAUGGUAAUACUAGGUAGUUUGGAGCCAUUCAAGAUCAAAUGUUCCAGCCUAUGUUCCGAGUUUCUGUUAUAUCAUACUCUCUCCAUUUUUCUAACGUAUGUGAUGUAGUAGGUACAGGCGAAAAGCUUGAAGUUCAAGGAAAACAUCCAAUCACAACCUCAACUCUACCCUCUCUUUUCCAGGUGACACUAAAAUCAGUAUGAUUUAGUUGUAUGUCUUCGGUUCACCUAGUAUAUUCUGUUUAGGUUUUUAACAAGGAGAAAAGUGUAUCAAUCGAUAAUGUAAGAACUCGAAUCAUUUAUGUUUUGCUUUUGUCUUAUGUUACGUAUACCAUAUCACCAUCUAUUAUUAUACAACCAAAGUAGAUUGAUUUUGACCUACGUUUCACUCUUGAUGUUACCGUAGACCUAGUGACUUAGUAACAAUGAUCCAUAUUACUCUUGUUAUCUAUUUUUUCUUCAACAACUUAUAUUUUAUGGUUUUAAUUUGAUUGAAUCAUGUCUACUUGUUUAAUGUGAGUUUUUUCUGUUAAAAUUUAGAAUUCCCCAGUUAUAGUACCCUCCUCAUCACCAUCGUCAUUGUCGUUGGCUUCUUCUUCAUCUGUCACAUCUAAAUAUUCUUUGGCUGCAUCAUCAUCGGUGCAGGAGUAUCAUGACACGGACAAUAAUCAAAACAGUAAUAAUAAUAAUAAUAAUAAUAAUAAUAAUAAUAAUGUUCUAUUAAACCGUCAUUACACCAAGUCAAAUUGGAAAUCAACCAAUUCUUACUCAAAAACUACGUCUAUCGACAACACUGAUCAGAAUAAUAAUAAUUUAGUAAAUACAAUUCAGUCACUUCCUAGUCCCAACCCACCAACAUUGGAACGUUUUGAUUAUACUACUAAUAGAUAAAUAGCUAGUGAUAUAUGUAUGCAUGAUUGAUAAUGUUCAGUUUUUUGCUUUCAAUUAAUACUUGGUCUUUCAGUUCAUUCGAUUGAUUUAUUUUUAUUCGUUCAUCCAAUCACUCACUUGUUGCCAUUUCUUUUUCGAUCCUAGAAUAUUCCGUUUUUUUUCUCUCUCAACAACUCUCCUUAUUUCAUUUCUCAUUACGUGAUAAUUUGCUUGUUGUUGAUAAUCUCUAAUAUUUUUUUAUUCAUUAAUUAAGACGAUAAACUGUGUAUUGUUGUUGUGAUGGUGGUAGUUGUGAUUAUUGUUUCAUUUGUGCAUUUCAACAUAAACAAACAAACAGAUAACAAAAGAAAGUGAAUAAAAAAUAGGCCUAUUUGAAAAGUUUCUUCCUUUGUCAAUGAGAUUGUCAUUUAACUGUCCUCUUUGUUCUUUGAAAUCCUGUUACGUUUUCUUCAUUUUUUUUCCGUGUAUGUGCAUGUGAAUGUAAUUGUUUUGUAUUAAAAAAAGAAUAUUGUACAUACAAUAAACAUUAAAAUAUGGCUGUCUGUAUAUAUGUAUUUAAUAUUGUUACUGUAAUAAUGGCUGUGUACUAAUUAUUUUCAUAUUAUAUCAUCAUUUAUUAUUUUCACUGUCGUCUGGUAUUGAUUUCAUCCUAUUUCUUUUGUUUCCAUAUUCUUUUCCUUUUUAAUGAAGAAUAAUUCAGCUCAUUAUGUGUAUGUAUGGUUCUUCUUUUCUCUAUCUUUCUCAAGCUUGAUUUAAAUCACUACAUAUUAUAAAUACACAUUUCUGUUUUUGAAUAAUCAGUAUUCAUUCAUAUAAAAUCGGUGCUGUUAUUUGCUUCAGUUACGCAGUUCAUACUUACAUAUAUACUACUACUUCUACGAUGUCUUUGUAUACUACCUCUUUUUAUUUUCUGAUACUAACAAUUCAUCAUUAUGCUUUGUUAUAUUUGUGCUGUGUGUACAUUUUUCUUUGAGGGGGGUGUCUGUAUAACUCAUGUACGGCUUCUGGUUCACUCAUUUAAAAUGUCAUGUUUUUUUUUAAUAAAUAGUCAAGAUGUAUUGAUUCAUUAAUAAGUUUGACUGUGAAAACAAAUUGUUAUUGCCUUUCAUUUGAAGAUGUCAUUCUCAUUUCUCAGUCACCCAGUCUUAUCGACGCUUGCUAUAGAUUUUAUGUAACUGACAUCAAAAUUUCGGUAAUUUAAGCCUUUCAGUAUUAAUAAUUUUAGGAAGGCUGUUAUAAAAUGACCUUGAUUUUAAAGUAAUGGAACUACUAUCACUUAUCUAAGUCUCAUUAAUUCGUAUUAAACAUCACUACACUUUUUUAAAAUAAUACUUAUUUAAAAUUGCCCAGUUUUCGAGCUAAGAUUGUUAACGUCAUUAUCACCAUUAAGGCACGUCAUUUUUCCUAUUGUGUCUAGUGUCACUUUCAAAGCAAUAUGAUGAAAAUUCACAUUUUGAUUUCACUCAGUUGUGCAUUUAUCAUUUAAGGUUAAUUCCCACAAUACUCUUCUGCGAUUGUAAACAAGAAUCGUUUGUUUACUCAGGUGUUAAUUGUUUGCGAUGCAAAACUUUUUUAUUUAUAUGAUUCAUUUAUAUUCCUCCAACUGGGUCGAAUCAGAAAGAAAUGAACGACCCAACCAUCUGUUUGUUUUAUCUUAUUGAGUUUAGUUGAAGUAAGCAAUUGCACAUAUCCAAUAGAUUCAGUCUCAAGUAAUGUGAUUUAACUUAUCUAAUGAAAAGUUGAAAGUGAGAUGGUAACUUAUUACCUAAUGUAUUAGACUUUCAACCGCUAGUUAUUACGUUCGGACCCUUUCCCUUCAACUUCAAUCUGAGCAUCUGUAUAGGAUUACCAGAUGUUGUAACUAAAGCGUCGUUGAAAGCUAAGGACAGGAAUUUCGUACAUUACAGUAUUGCGUUAUAUACUACAGAAUUAUAUUAAAUGUUUUAAAAAGUCUUUGAGUAGACAAUCAGAUAUUACCACCGACGAAGACUCAUAUUGUAUUAAGAAAUACCAUAGCAGAAAUCCAUAAGUUAUAUCUCGUAAAAUCUUUCAUAAAAACCAAUUCGAAAAUUACUAUACUUAGAAGUAACCUUGAAUUACUUAACACACUUCAAUCUAUUAGCAAAUGUUCGUAGUGUUCAGUGUAUAAGUUAGUGGACUAAAUUGGUGUGUUGAUCAGGAAAUCUCUCAGUUUCAUGCAAGAUGCCUUCAUCAGUACGCAUUUCACAAAAAAGCAAAUGUUUAAUGUUAAUCAUCUUUGAGAAGUUAUGUAAGCCGUAAUUGGAUUAUUCUCUAACUCAAGAGUUUCUAAUUAAUCAUAUUUUAUCUAUAAAAUAAAUUUAUGAAAUUCCAAGUUUUACUGAUUAGAAUAAUCAAUACAAAGGGUUUAAUAAAAUACUCGUUAUGAUUUAUGUAUAUGUAAAUCAAGUUCAUAUUCAAUAGUUUGGAAGAAGUAACAGAACGAAAAUAUCCAAGGUAUACCUCGACAAAUUUCAUACACUUGGUUGCCUUCACAAAUUUGAACAAAGGAAGAAUGAGAAUAUUUGCAAAAUAUUUUAUUAAUUUCUCGUUAUCUACAUACAACCUAAUACAUUUACCUAUUUCCAAUUAUUGAUAUAACAUUCCAUUUAAAAUGUAAUUCUUACCUUCAAAGAGUUGAUAGCUAACUUCUAACUGUUUUCAAUAGUUGAGGUCACAAGUCAGUUGAAGCUAGACCACCAUGGGAAACCUGGAAGCACUGGACGGCCGUUUCGUCCUAUUAUUUGACUCCUCAGCAGUGCGCAUCCAAGACCCGCUCCGCGGGACUCGAACCCAGGACCUAUCAGUCUCGUGCGCGAGCACUUAACCACUAGAUCACUAAGCUGGCAUCCAACGGUGUUAAUGUCUAACUUCAACUAAUCCACGAAAUUGAGUGACACAUCCACCAUUGUCAUCAGCGAGUUAAUAUCUCACAACAGACCAGGUUGAACUCCACUGAUAUUACAGCUUCAACUGACUCAUGAUCUCAACUAAUGAAAUUACUACAAUCUCCACAAAAGCCCCUCUGAUUCUAACUCUUUUGUUAACAGAAGUAAAUUAAAUAUUUUGAUCUUUUUUUCCAAAAUAAUUCUAAUCACAAUCUAGUGAGUUAAAUACACACAUCCUUUGUUGUUGUUUUCUUUCUGAACUUUUUAAAACAAUUUUUUUGAUAUUACGUGACAUUCUAUUGAAUACUCUAAAAAAUAUCGUUCUAUACAAUUACAAAAAUGUGUUAAAACGAGUUUAAUUAUAUAACCUUGUUCAUAUUCGUUAUUGUUAAUACAUUUUCCAUAUUGAAUAUUGUAAUAAUAAAUGGAAAUAAUCAAAUAUAAUAAGUUGUAAUACAGUCAAUCUAUUAUAUUCUGUAAAUAUUCUCAUUCUUGUUUUGUUUAAACUUUAACAAAUGAUAUCAAAAAUCUUAAAACAAUAUAUAACAUAUAACUCGGAAGCUAUUAAUGGUUAAGGAAACAAUGAUUAUUAAACUUACAGUCGAAUUAUUAACUGUUAGGGACGUUAGAUCCCCAGAACUCUCUUUGGAAAGGACCUAAUUUUUGUAAUUUGUCUAGAGAGUCUGGAUUUCUUUGUUUUUGCGCCAAAGGCGCACUUGUCACCUUCAUGUCGUAUUUCCCACUGGGAAAUAUCUUAAAUGCUAUUGAUCCGUUGAGUCUUUUAGUAUGCUAUUUGGUAACUCUUCUCAAAAACGGUUUUGCACUGUAUAUAUACGUUUUGAAUUGUGUUUGUUGUUAUCGCUCGUUUCUGGCUGUUUUGCAGAAUAUACUUUCCAUUCC